Molecule: messenger RNA, 3012 nt
Organism: Silurus meridionalis
Lineage: Eukaryota; Metazoa; Chordata; Actinopteri; Siluriformes; Siluridae
Gene: cplx3b
Product: complexin 3b
Exons: 3
Coding region: 215-685 (156 amino acids)
Biological process (GO): regulation of neurotransmitter secretion; neurotransmitter transport; synaptic vesicle exocytosis
Cellular component (GO): terminal bouton; SNARE complex
Molecular function (GO): syntaxin binding
Source: RefSeq, a predicted model, not a curated record
GCUCGAUCGAGAGGGACAGAGACGGAGAGAGAGAGAGAGAGAGAGAGAGAGAGAGAGAGAGACGGUACCUGGUAUCGCUCCAUCAUUAGGCAUAAUAAAUAAUUGUACAUUCUCGGAUAUUAUUUUUUUUCCUUUUAGAGAUAUAUUAAUAUUUAUUUUAGAAGUUGUUGUUUUUGGAGAACUUGUGUGGAUCCGUGAAAAAAAAAACCGAGCGAUGGCUUUCAUGGUGAAGCACAUGAUCGGUGGACAGCUGAAGGACCUGACCGGAGGAUUAAAGGAGGAGAAAUCGGAUGGAGAAAAAGGCGAUGCUGGAGCCAAAGGCAUGACAGAAGAGGAGUAUGAGCAAUACCAACAACAGCUGGAGGAGGAGAAGCAAGAACGAGAUGCCAGUUUUGCCCAAAAAAAGGCGGAAAGAGCCACAGUGAGAACUCACUUCAGGGAAAAGUACAAACUCCCAAAGAACGAGGUGGAUGAAACGCAGAUCCAGGCUGCGUCGCAGGACGUGGAGCUGCCGACAGAACUAGCGAAGAUGAUCGCGGAGGACAACCAGGAGGAAGAGAGUAAGCUCUCAGUGCUCGGGCAGCUGUCCAGCAUCCAGAACGUGGACAUCGACCACCUGAAGGACAAAGCACAGGCCACGCUGGAGGAGCUGAAGAACUCCGCAGAGAAGUGCUCGCUCAUGUGAACUUCUCUUGUUCCCUCCUGGUGUCUUUCCUUCCUUUCCCUUCUUUCUCUUGUAUAACAUUAACACAAUAUUAUUCUGCACAUUUAUCUUUUAAAAGCCAUGCUGAAGGAGAAAACAUCUACACCUCUCCCUCUCAUUCUCUCCAUUCCAUUCUUUUUCGUCCUUUUCUUUUCUAUCACAUGUCACUUACAUCGCAUUUACACACACUGGAAGCUCGAAACACUGCCAUUUAUACCAGCUGCCAGGUCUGAUGCCAAGUCUAUGAAGGCUUCACUACACACACAUGGAGAGAUCUGUACGCUACAUACGGACUCUUACACAUCCCACAUAUCCGCCCGCCAGGCUGUGUGUCAGAACUCGUGAACUCUCAGAUUGAUCGUCAUCGCUGUUUGUUUGUGGGUGUUUUCAGUGUUGUGGAAAUAAAUCCAAGUUUUAUGUUUAGUAUUUUACAUAAGCCCCUCCCACUGUUUGAAUUAUGCAAAUAGUAAUGCUAAUGAGAUGUUUUUGUGAAUACAAUUGUCUUGAGUAUAACUAUGGGUAGUAGUAGAUCAGGGGUCAAUUCUCUGGGUUACUGAUCAGAAGGAUGGAGGGUUCAAUCCCUGUUAUCAUCACUCUUGGGGCCCUUGAGUGAGGCCCUUUUUAGUCCAGGGGUGCUGUAUCAUGGUCAACCCUAUGCUCUAACCCAAGCUUCCUACCGUGGCUGGGAUAUGCAAAGAAAGAAUUUCACCUUGCUGUAAUGUACAUAAUAAAAGGUGAUCUUUUACCGUUUCGCCUCAGACAGGGUUUCUCAUGAACGUCUAGACCACUUCUAAUCACAAGCAGCUGGAAAAAAAUAAAAAAUUUAAUAUUUAAAAUAAUAAUGAUAUGUGAGGUGGUAGCUCAGUUGUUAAGGCUCUGGGUUACCGAAUGGAAGGUACGGGGUUUAAGCCCGGGUAUCGCCAAGUUGACACACUUGGGGCCCCUGCGCAAGGCCCUUAACCCUCCAGGGAUAAUUUUACCAUUUGCUGACCCUGCGCUGACCACAGCUUCCGAACAUCGCUGGAUAUGCGAAGGAAGAAUUGCAUUGUUCUGUAAAGUACAUGUGGCAUGUAUAAAGCAUCUAACAUGAGCGGUUGAGGAUUAUGAGUCUUGUUUAUGAGCCCGCGAUUGUGAGCCUGGUGGUGCUGGGAUUUGAACUCAUGACCUUCUAUAAAGAAGUCCAACAUCUUAAUCCACACUUAACUCUGAAUAUGACCAAUGACAAUAAUGUUUCAUUUUUUCUAGUUUAUUUUUAUAUUCAGGUUGCUCUACACUUUUCAGGCCCAGAAAAAAAACAACCUCAGUUUUCUUUACACCAUUUUUAAGGCUUAUUUGAAGACGUAUUAAUUAUAACAGAGGAUGUGAGUUUGAAUCAAAGAAAUGAAGACGUUUGUUUAUGUUUUGAUUGUUACUGUAUUCCCUAGAAAUAACAAACCACUUCUUUAAUAAUUAAGAAACGAUAAGAAUUUCUGUGGACGCCGUUCGGUGAAAUCGGUGUGUCCGGGAACCUAUUAGGAUAAAGCAAUAAUGUAGAUACCAUGCGUCUACAUGAAGAUAGAUUUAAACUUGAACUUAAAAUGUGUCUAGUCCCUCUGUCUUUAGCAUUUAUGCCACUUAAAUCUCCUCUAAAAUCCCUUGUCCUUGAUCUGACUUCUGAAUCCUAAUCAUCUUUUACCUUUCAUCCAGUGGUGCAGUCUUGUGCAGGUGAUUGUGUGUUGUCUAACAGGUACAGUGUGUUGUUCUUUAGGACCGUUCCCCCUUUAAGAUCACUGUCCUCAAUAUUAUAUAUGAUAAAACUGUCUUGUACGGAACAGCUUGGUUCUCUGAAUCGAUAAUGUGCGGUUCGCAAUAGCACAGAUGAAGAUCUUUUCGCCAGCAUUUGUUCUGCACCGUGUGCUUCGUGUGAUUCGUGCCGUGACAGUUGGUUGAAACAGUUUGCGUAAUCGCCAUUUUUACAAGCACCAGAGCAAAUACAUAGUGCCAUAGAGCGUUGCCAAGAGUCUUAAAAUAUGAGUCUUUGUGCUUUUGUAAUCUGUACGGGUGCAAUAUAAUCCUGUAUAUACAGCAAUAUAAAUAUACAGAAAGAGCACAGAAGCAUGUUAAUGUCUUUUUGUUGAACUUGUGACAUGGGAGUGUGAUUAAAUCCUCAACCCGAAAUGUUCUUUUGAUUUCCUCCUCUGUAUAAUAAAAAUGUGUAUGAUAUUAUAAUGUAUAAUUAUUCCCCCCAUUCUAUAGCCUAAAUGGUAAAUUAUGUUCAUUUUAUUUUAGGAUAUUCACAGUUUGAGCUGUAAUAAACUUAUUUUUUAUGA